Vitis riparia (riverbank grape) is the source of this 1094-nucleotide messenger RNA. Its product is annotated as PRKR-interacting protein 1. The coding region runs from base 145 to 696 and encodes 183 amino acids. Gene Ontology annotation, cellular component: nucleolus. The transcript is spliced from 2 exons. Gene Ontology annotation, molecular function: protein kinase binding; protein kinase inhibitor activity; double-stranded RNA binding. NCBI's taxonomy places the organism in Eukaryota, Viridiplantae, Streptophyta, Magnoliopsida, Vitales, Vitaceae. The record is from RefSeq and is a predicted model, not a curated record. Gene Ontology annotation, biological process: negative regulation of protein kinase activity.
UUUUUAAUUACACUGGCUUCGCCCCCUCUCGCAUCAAUCCUGUUUUCUGAUUCCGUUUCUAAUUUCUACUCCUCUCUCGCACGACUGAGAGAGCCAUGAGAAGCUGAAAACUCCAGGUUGAAAAUUUUAGGGUUUUCAGGGAAAAUGUCAUCGGGAAGAUCGAAGAGUCUCACCGACGGAGACUUGCAAGUCAUUCCGGCGCCGGAGAAGCCAAAGCCUGCCCUUCCUCCGCUUCCUCCAGUCGUAGGAUCCAUGGCGCUUGUCGAGUAUGCGCCGCCAGCUCCAUUGGAGGAUGAGGAAGACCUGGAAGUUAAGCUUCGGCGGAUCAUCGAUCACGUUCCAGUUCGUGUCAGCAACACCUCCGGGAGUUCCGCUGGUUCGGGCUCUGGAGACUUCCAUCAGUACCGCCAGAUGAGACGUAAAGAGCAAGACCGACUUGCAAGGAUGGAUGUGGACUACCAGAGAAGAAAAGAAAUAGCGGAAUUCAAUAUGAGACAGGAGGAAAGAAUGAAAGCUGCAGAAGAACGGACAGCAAAGAAGCGUUUGAAACGCCAGAAGAAAAAGCAGAGGAAAAAAGAGAAGAAGAUCAAAUUGAAUGCUGGUGGGGAAGAGCAGCAGAAAGAAGAAUCCUCAGAUGAUGAUGGAGACUCCUCUGAGAAUGGUGAAGAUAUUGUGAAGCGAACAAGCUUGUACUGAAAUUCUGUCCAAGCCCGCAGUUGAAGCUCGGUUCCAUAUCGACAUCUCCAAGGAAAGGAAACUGGAGGAGUCACCAACUUCAUUGGAUUUGAGGGUUCUGUUCCAAGUUAUUAUUAAUGCCAAACUUGUAUCUCAACUUUGGAAGGUGAAAAUGCGAAUGGAAUAGUUGAUUUCGCAUAGGAAACAAAUUUGUUACCUAGUUAAAAAUUGAAAAAGGUUUCUGUCUUUUUCCACACUCCCCUAGGGUUAGAGUCUUUGUUAUCUAGUCAGCAUCAUGUUCAACAGAUAACAGGUCUUUAUGUCUUUACGUUGUCAAUGUCAAAAUGGGUUGUGUCACGUUAAAUGUACUUUUUCUUUGCGUAAUUAUAACUUGAUAUGACAUAAAAAUAUAUAUAUUA